This is a messenger RNA of Globicephala melas (long-finned pilot whale), 1472 nucleotides long. RefSeq names its product ras homolog family member G (gene RHOG). Gene Ontology annotation, biological process: cell chemotaxis; motor neuron axon guidance; engulfment of apoptotic cell. The record is from RefSeq and is a predicted model, not a curated record. NCBI's taxonomy places the organism in Eukaryota, Metazoa, Chordata, Mammalia, Artiodactyla, Delphinidae. Gene Ontology annotation, molecular function: protein kinase binding; GTP binding; GTPase activity. Gene Ontology annotation, cellular component: cytoplasmic vesicle; cytoskeleton; cell projection.
GUGUGGCCUCCUGCAGCGUUGACCGUCCCUUUUUCCUGCGUGGUACAGGCUAGACCCUACCUUUUAGCAUGUGCCCUCCUUAAAUGAGCUGUGGGAACUUACUUGACCCAGUUCAGACCAUAGGAUUUCAGAGAAAAGAGUUGUCCUGGGAGAGAGGAUAAGGGUCUGAACUAGACCUGAAGAGGGAGAAUUGGGCUGCCGCCACCACUCAGACACCUGCGUACUCAAUGAUUCCUGCCUCUUGGUCACUGCAUCCAGAGGGGCCCGGAAGGGGAAGGAGGCAUAGCCUCCACCACAGCAGCUGCACCCGCCAUGCAGAGCAUCAAGUGUGUGGUGGUAGGCGAUGGGGCUGUGGGCAAGACGUGCCUGCUCAUCUGCUACACAACCAACGCCUUUCCCAAGGAGUACAUCCCCACAGUGUUCGACAAUUAUAGCGCCCAGAGUGCCGUUGACGGGCGCACAGUGAACCUGAACCUGUGGGACACAGCGGGCCAGGAGGAGUACGACCGCCUCCGCACACUCUCCUACCCUCAGACCAACGUGUUUGUCAUCUGUUUCUCCAUUGCCAGUCCGCCCUCCUAUGAGAAUGUGCGGCACAAGUGGCAUCCAGAGGUGUGCCACCACUGCCCCGACGUGCCCAUCCUCCUGGUGGGCACCAAGAAGGACCUGAGAGCCCAGCCUGACACCCUACGGCGCCUGAAGGAGCAGGGCCAGGCACCCAUCACACCGCAGCAGGGCCAGGCGCUGGCCAAGCAGAUCCACGCUGUGCGCUACCUCGAGUGCUCAGCCCUGCAGCAGGACGGCGUCAAGGAAGUGUUUGCUGAGGCUGUCCGGGCCGUGCUCAACCCCACGCCUGUCAAACGUGGGCGGUCCUGCAUCCUCUUGUGACCCUGGCACUCAGCUUGGAGGCUGCCCCUGCCCCGCCACCAGUUGUGCCUUUGUGCCUUGGCGCCUUGUCUGCCCCCAGCUGUGCCUUAAGGACUAAUUCUGGCACCCCUUGCCAAGGGGGCUCCCUGAAUGCCUUUUUCUCCUUGAGGAGGCCCACGGAGAAAGGGGCUUUGGGCCCUGCCCCACUCUGCUUGGGAACACCAGGUAUGCUCAAGAGCUCACCCAGGCCAAGGCCGGACCCCUCCCCAAGAAGCCAACCCAGUGCCUCCUCCCCACUUUCCCCUACUGACCAGUUGAUCCAGCUUUCCACACAGAUGUUGCUGCCUAUUGUGGUGCCUUCUCUCAGGUUAGGAGCUCUCAGCCAUCCCUAACCUCUCCCUCGCUGCUCUUCAAAUUGCCCCCACCCCCCAAGAUGCUCUCUCCCCUCCCCAGAGAAGGAGCCACAGACUCCUAAGAAGAUGAAUGUGCCCUAACCUACCCCCAUGUGCCCAGGCCUUACGCAUCCGCUGACUGACUCAGCCCCACCCCCACCCCCUCUGGGCUCCUGGGGGCCCCUCCUACCCCCAUCAGCAUCAAUAAAACCU